Molecule: messenger RNA, 6033 nt
Organism: Conger conger (European conger)
Lineage: Eukaryota; Metazoa; Chordata; Actinopteri; Anguilliformes; Congridae
Gene: myo1b
Product: myosin IB
Exons: 32
Coding region: 260-3766 (1168 amino acids)
Biological process (GO): actin filament organization; vesicle transport along actin filament
Cellular component (GO): cytoplasm; brush border; microvillus
Molecular function (GO): microfilament motor activity; ATP binding; actin filament binding
Source: RefSeq, a predicted model, not a curated record
CUAGCCUUAUGAAACGCUGACUACUGCCACUCCCUACGCCAGUGGACCCGUAGUCUCGAUCCGCCCUCGCAGCUCAUUGAAACUCUGUCGAGCUGGAUGAGAGACGAGCCGACGCGCAUUCUCCCGGAUCUCUGAAACAGCGGGGAAGGGAUAAAAGCGGACACCCGUUUUCAUUCUGAAGUCUGACACGGGAUUGCACGUUUUCUUACAAGGGAUUGGAUUGAAAAGGGAAUUAAACUCGCAUAAAGAGGGGGGGAACAUGUCCAAAAUGGAGGUCAAGACGUCACUUCUCGACAACAUGAUCGGGGUGGGCGACAUGGUCCUGCUGGAGCCCCUAACUGAGGACUCCUUCAUCGACAACCUGAGGAAGCGCUUCGACCACAACGAGAUCUACACCUACAUCGGGAGUGUGGUCAUCUCCAUAAACCCCUACAGGGCUCUGCCCAUCUUCACCCCGGACAAAGUGGAGGAGUACCGCAACCGCAACUUCUACGAGCUGAGCCCCCACAUCUACGCCUUGGCAGAUGAGGCCUACCGGUCCCUACGAGACCAGGACAAAGACCAGUGCAUCCUCAUCACCGGGGAGAGUGGCGCGGGGAAGACAGAGGCCAGUAAGCUGGUGAUGUCGUACGUGGCGGCCGUGUGUGGGAAGGGCCAUGAAGUGAACAAGGUGAAGGAGCAGCUCCUGCAGUCCAAUCCCGUGCUGGAAGCUUUUGGGAAUGCCAAGACUGUGAGGAACGACAACUCGUCUCGAUUCGGGAAGUACAUGGACAUCGAGUUUGACUUCAAAGGGGACCCCUUGGGCGGAGUCAUCAGCAACUAUCUUCUUGAGAAGUCUCGAGUGGUCAAGCAGCCCAGAGGGGAGAGGAACUUCCACAUCUUCUACCAGAUCCUGUCUGGCGCUCCAGAUGACACUCUGAAGAAACUGAAGCUGCAGAGGGACUUCAGCAAGUACAACUACCUGAGCCUGGACUCGGCCGUGGUCAACGGGCUGGACGAUGCGGCGUCUUUCCGGACCGUGAGGAAUGCCAUGCAGAUCGUGGGCUUCCAGGAGGACGAGGUGCAGUCGGUGCUGGAGCUGGUGGCGGCCGUGCUGAAGCUGGGCAACAUCGAGUUCAAGCCCGAGUCGCGCGUCAACGGGCUGGACGAGAGCCGCGUCAAGGACAAGAACGACCUGAAGGAGAUGUGCGAGCUGCUGGGGACCGAGCAGUCGGUGCUGGAGAGAGCCUUCAGCUACCGCACCGUGGAGGCCAAGGUGGAGAAGGUGUCCACCACCCUCAACGUGGCCCAGGCGUAUUACGCCCGCGAUGCGCUCGCCAAGAACCUGUACAGUCGUCUGUUCAGCUGGUUGGUGAACCGGAUCAACGAGAGCAUCAAGGCUCAAACCAAAACACGCAAGAAGGUGAUGGGAGUCCUGGACAUUUACGGCUUUGAAAUUUUUGAGGACAACAGCUUUGAGCAGUUCAUCAUCAACUACUGCAACGAGAAGCUGCAGCAGAUCUUCAUCGAGCUGACGCUCCGCGAAGAGCAGGAGGAGUACAUCCGCGAGGGGAUCGAGUGGACCAACAUUGACUAUUUCAACAAUGCCAUCAUCUGCGAUCUCAUUGAAAAUCAUCAGAACGGGAUCCUGGCCAUGCUGGACGAGGAGUGCCUCCGGCCGGGAACGGUGACGGACGACACCUUCCUGGACAAGCUGAACACCGUCUGCGCUGAGCACCUGCACUUCGAGAGCCGCCUGAGCAAGAACUCCAAGUUCCUGACCGACCACAGCCUGCCCCACAGCUGCUUCCGCAUCCAGCACUACGCCGGCAAGGUGCUGUACCGUGUGGAGGGUUUCAUGGACAAGAACAACGACCUGCUGUACCGGGACCUGUCCCAGGCCAUGUACAAGGCCAACCACAGCCUGAUGAAGCUUCUGUUCCCCGAGGGAAACCCAGCCAAGGUUAACCUGAAAAGGCCCCCCACUGCUGGCUGCCAGUUCAAGGCCUCGGUUGGCACUCUCAUGAAGAACCUCCAGACCAAGAACCCCAACUACAUCAGAUGCAUCAAGCCCAACGACAAGAAGGCGGCGCACAUCUUCACGGACUCGCUGGUGUGUCACCAGGCGCGCUACCUGGGCCUGAUGGAGAACGUGAGGGUGCGCCGGGCCGGCUACGCCUUCCGACAGGCGUACGAGGCCUGCCUGGAGCGCUACAAGAUGCUCUGCAAGCAGACCUGGCCUCACUGGAGGGGCCCGGCCAGGGAGGGAGUGGAGGUGCUUCUGAGUGAUCUGCAGGUCCCAUCUGAGGAGUUUGCUUACGGCCGCUCAAAGAUCUUCAUCAGGAACCCCAGAACGCUCUUCACCCUGGAGGAGAAGAGGAGGCGGUGCCUGCAGGACCUGGCCACCCUCAUCCAGAAGAUCUACCGCGGCUGGAAGUGCCGAACCCGUUUCCUGCUCAUGAAGCGCAGCCAGGUGGUGGUGGCGGCCUGGUACCGUCGAUACGCGCAACAAAAGAAAUACCAGCAGAUCAAGAGUUCCACGAUUGUGAUGCAGUCAUUCAUCAGGGGAUGGAAGGCCCGAAAGAUCCUCCGUGAGCUGAAGUACCAGAAGCGUUGUAAGGAGGCGGUGACCACCAUCGCAGCCUACUGGCACGGGACCCAGGCGAGGAGGGAACUUCGGCGUCUAAAGGAGGAGGCUCGUAAUAAACACGCAGUCUCUGUCAUUUGGGCCUUCUGGCAGGGGACCAAGGCGAGGAGGGAACUGCGGCACCUAAAGGAGCAGGCCCGGAACAAGCACGCGGUCUCAGUCAUUUGGGCCUCCUGGCAGGGGACCAAGGCACGCAGGGAGCUGAGGCGGCUGAAGGAAGAAGCCAGGCGUAAGCACGCCGUUGCUGUCAUUUGGGCCUACUGGUUGGGACUGAAGGUCCGUCGGGAGUACCGCAAGUUCUUCAGGGCCCACGCCGGCAAGAAGAUCUACAACUUCACCAUCCAGAGGAUUAUCCAGAAAUACUUCCUCGGCCUGAAAGAGAAGAUGCCCUCCAUGUCACCCAUCGACAAGACCUGGCCCGUCCGGCCCUACGGCUUCCUGGACCAGGCCGACAAGGAGCUGAAGAGGAUCUUCCAUCUGUGGAGGUGUAAGAAGUACCGAGGCCAGUUCACGGAGCAGAAGAAGGCCGUCUAUGAGGAGAAGCUGGAGGCCAGCGAGAUCUUCAAGGGCAAGAAGGCCCUGUACCCCAGCAGCGUGGCCCAGCCAUUCAAAGGAGACUACCUGGAGAUAAACAAGAACCCCAAGUACCAGAAACUCAACAGCCUGGUGGAGGAGAAGGCCAUCCUGGCAGACGUGGUCAACAAGAUCAACCGGGCUAACGGCAAGGGAGCUCCUCGCAUUUUCCUCCUGACCAAGAGUAACUUUGUCCUGGCCGACCAGAAGUCGGGCCAGGUCAAGGCUAGCGUGCCACUUGCGGACCUGACCAGCGUGUCGGUCAGCAGCCAAAGCGACGGCUUCUUUGCCCUCCGCCUAAAAGAGGGCACUGCUUCAGCCUCCAAAGGGGACUUCCUGUUGAGCAGUGAUCGUCUGAUCGAGAUCGUCACCAAGCUGCACCGCACUGGUGGAGCUGCUGCAGGGAGGGAGCAGGUCACUGUAGACAUCUCGGACGAGUUCCUUGUGCAGUUCAACCAGGAUAAGGUGUGCGUCAAGUUCAUCCCAGGGGGACCCAAGAACGGAAACAGCGUUUCCUGCAAACGCAAAAACAACCGACUGCUGGAGGUGUCCGUUCCAUCUCCAUAGCGACGUCUCAACAGCCCCCCCCUCCCUGCCUUAUCCCCCCCCCCCCCCCCUUGCCGCCCUGUGCCAACGCUGGGACUUCAACCACCCCUCAUCCACCCCUGAUUACUGUGCAAUUCCUUCUUUCUUCUGAUUUGAAAUCAUGAAAUCAUAUUGCCAUCUCCUUCUGCGCUGCCAUGCCAUUAAUGGGACAUCCCCCCCCCCUCCCCACCCAACCGAAGACCAGGACCAGCAUGCCAUGGGGGAGGCGGGACUUAAGGAGGAAUGGGCUUUUCCAAAAAAAAAAAAGAAAGGACAUUGUUUUGCUCUUUUUGUUUUAAAGUUGGGGUGAUUACAGUUUGCUUCCUCGUUUGGGGCACAAAAGGUUUUCCAGUUUGAUGAUAAUGAUGUUGAUUUGUCACAGUGAUGAUGGUGGUAUUAGUCAUGUUAUUUCCCAGCAUGCACAUGUGAUUCUGCCCUACGGUACAGCCCACUGUACCGUCGCCAUUUUGUUGUGUUUUAAGCCUUAACAAAUGGGCUUUUGGGCACGAGUGUGGGAAUCCAAACAGAGCAGAAUAAGAAAAAAAGGAAAUUUGUGGAGGGAAGUUGGUGUUUUAAAUUUUUUAGAGAUGACCGGUAGAAGGUUACAAACUGAAUUAUGGCACUUGUUGUACUCUCCAGCGUUUAUAGAGCGGCGGAUUGUAAUUAAUUUUCGCUUCGCUGUGGGCUAUUGCUACUCUUGCACACGGCGCAGACAUCCUGACGAUAGAUUUCACUCAAGAUUUGUAUCAUGGUUCCGUGUUCGUUUUCUUUGUCCUUGAUGCCAUUCUUUUAGUCACUCAUGCCAUGUUGAGCCUGUUGGCGCGCUAAACAGGGCCAGAAAAUACAGAGGACCCCGUCAAAGCCAAAAAACUAAUAAUAAUUACUCCAUUACAAAGAAGUGUCCUCUUCCAUUUCUCUGGUAGGAAUGCCAAAAAAAAUUUUUUUUGAAUGCCCAUCUGAUACCUUCUGCACUCAAUCAACGCUCCAAUUCACGCGGAUAAAUCGUGUGAGCGUACAUUCAUUAUAUUUUUUUAAUUUUUUUGUUAUUUUAUUUACCUCAAAUUUGCCUCUCAAUACAGUGUCCUGGUUGUGUGGAUAUGACUGGGGUUACAGACAAAGGCAAAAAGACUUAGUAGUGACAGGAAGUCGGGAGGCACAGCGCCGCAGGAGAUUUUCGUAGUGGCUUCUACGUGGAGCUGCAACGUGUACUUCCAACGCGUUGAGGAAUCCUUUAAUUGGAAUGCCAUACGGGCGUGGAUGCCUUUCCGUCGCCACACAAAAAAAGACAAACUUAAACCACAGCUCUAUCUGGCUACACUGUAGAGUAUACCUCACCGUGCGCUCAUAAGCAAUUCAGACUUCCUUUUCCAUUUUCGUAUACGUCAUUAAACUGAUGACCGUCAAUCGUACGAAGGCUUAUCCACUCCCAAGGAAGCGUGUUUGGGUGACCUCUCUCGUUAGCUGGUUGUAUCGCGGUGAUCUAUAGGUCUCUCUCAUCAGAAUGUGGGGCUGUUGUAUUUUUAGGUGCUCGGCAGAGACUAAUAAUAUUUUGUGUUUUCCUUGGGCCGGAUCCGAGCUGCUUAGUGCGAACGGUUAUGUGCCUGUGUCAACAACGAGUCAGUCCACCAAUACGGCUUUGCGCUUUGCUCCGCAAAUUUUAUGUGCAGUAUAAAUACACAACCGUCAUGCGUCACUGCUCUGAAAAGUGAUUGUUAUAUAUUGAAGUAUAUUUAAUAUGGUAUUCCUUUCGGAUAUUUUAUCGUUAUUUUUUCUUCUUUUUUUGUACUUGAUUUCAUGAAAAAUUACUAGUUCUCUGAUGCUAUGGAAACAUACAGUACAGCCAAGCCGUUCCCGAACGAAUUCUUCGCUUCUGCCGGUGUAGCGAGAUUUUCUGACGAUGUUCUUAAAUUUUAAACUUUUCUUUGUUUGUUAUAAUUCAACUGAAAACUGGUAAAAUCAAGAGGAGUAUUUUCUACAAGGAGAUGUAAAGAAAGGUCGAGCUUAGUCAAAUACCUUUUUCACUUUUGAUUCCCAAACAGUUUGAAAAUUGCAAUGCUGUAAGCUAAUUAUGACCUAUUUUCUCUCCUGUGUAUUUGAGAUUUUUAAAAAGAAAGAAAAUGUUGUAUGCAUUCUUGUUGUGUGCCUAAUGUAACCUGUAUUGCAAGACAGAGAACAUGGAAAUGUUUCGAUAGAGUUGUGUAACAAAUUGCAAUUAAUCAUUUUUUAAAUUAAACAAAGCAGGUAAUAAA